AGGAAGAGGCAGGUAAUUGGAGAUAGGAAGUUCAUCCCUUUACGAAGAACAGAGCUCACGGAAUCAGAAAUUCUACUGAAUUUGACUGACGAGAACUUUAUUGGGAGAGGAAGAUGUGGAGACGUGUAUCGAAUUGCUGUCCAUCAAAAUGGAAGUCAUGUUGCUGUUAAACGAAUACGCAAAGAAAGGGAAUUAGACAGCAGAUUAGAGAAACAAUUUCUGGCAGAACUUCAAAUACUGAGUGAGAUUCAACAUCCAAAUAUUGUGAAACUAAUUUGCUGCAUUUCAAACAUGGACUCGAAUUUCCUGGUGUAAGAGUACAUGGAAAAUCAAAGCUUAGACAAAUGGUUGCAUGAAAAGAAAAGAAACAAAUCACAAAAUGUUGUAUUGAAAUGGGAUACCAGGCUGCAUAUUGCAGUUGGAGCUGCCCGCGGUCUUUGCUAUAUGCACCAUAAUUGCUCCCCUCCCAUUAUUCAUCGAGACAUUAAAUCUAGUAAUAUCCUACUGGACAACGAAUGGAAUGCAAAAGUCGCAGAUUUUGGACUAGCAAAAGUAUUAGCCAAGCAGGAAGAUAGCGAGACUGCUUCUGCUGUUGCUGGCACUUUUGGCUACAUCGCUCCAGAGUAUGCUUAUGCAACAAAAGUAAGUACAAAGAGCGACGUUUAUAGCUUUGGUGUGAUAUUAUUGGAGCUAGCUACUGGAAAAUAACCUGUUAACAAAGAUGACUACAUGAACCUUGCACAGUGGGCAAGAAAACACUGUGUAGAUGGAAAUAUUAUUGAAGAUGCUCUUGAUGAAGAAAUCAAAGGACCAAAUAACUUGAAAGCAACGACUACUCUUUUCAAAUUACGGAUGAUGUGUACUAGCAAGUUAGCUUCCAUUAGACCUUCCAUGAGGGAAGUAUUGGAAGCUCUUUUAUUCUUGGCUACUAGCUAUUAGUUAUUUUGUCCUUUGGCAUUAUGCUUAGUAAGUUGAUGAAUUAUUAUACUUGUUUGA
This is a messenger RNA of Lycium ferocissimum, 996 nucleotides long. RefSeq names its product LRR receptor-like serine/threonine-protein kinase FEI 1. Gene Ontology annotation, molecular function: ATP binding; protein kinase activity. The transcript has 2 exons. Lineage: Eukaryota; Viridiplantae; Streptophyta; Magnoliopsida; Solanales; Solanaceae. Bases 322 to 708 code for a protein of 128 amino acids. Gene Ontology annotation, biological process: protein phosphorylation. The record is from RefSeq and is a predicted model, not a curated record.